UUAAACACAGUCUUGUGCACAAUUCGAGCGGAGAAUUAUACAACUCGAUAUCUGUAACUGUAACUGUCUCAUUUAUCUCAAGUACACGCACAGUCAAAGUGACGCAAGGAAAAUAGGGUGCUGCACAUAUCCAUUCUGAUCUCGAAACCGCUCGCAGCACGGCUGCGGCUACAACACUAUUAAACGCUUUCAAAUUCGAGUACUUCGUGAUCAACGAUGGCAAACAAGGCCGUGCUCGGAGCCCUGGGCGUCAUGGUCUUCGUCCUGGUAGGCGUGGGGAUCGGCCUGAGCAUCUAUUACGGCGUCGACUGGGACGACGGUGAGCUCGGGGCGGUGCCGUUCCGCGACAUUCCUGGGAUUGAGAGGUUCGAUUGUUAUCCCGAGGCUGGAGGGUCGCAGCAGACCUGUGAGGACAGAGCAUGUGUGUGGAGUGAGACCGACGUGGAGGGGGCUCCGUGGUGCUAUUACCACCCAAAUGGUGACUACGGUUACGCUAUGAUUAGUGAACCAACGACGACAAAACUAGGUUGGAAAGUUCGUUUGGGAAGGAAGAAUAAGCCACAGAGGUACGGUAUGGCGGCCGAUACCAUCGAGAUUGAGGUUGAGAUGCAGACCGAUGAACGUCUUCAUUUCAAGAUAUCAGAUCCCCUGACGUCCCGCUUUGAGGUGCCCCUAGAGGUCCCGACGCCAGAAGAACAAGCCCCAAACCCACUCUAUGACGUCUCCUAUACCAGGAAUCCUUUCAGUUUACAGAUCAUCCGAAUCAGCACCAAUACAGCCAUUUUCAAUACUUCAUUGGGUGGUUUGACUUUUGAGGACCAAUUUCUUCAGAUUGCGACUUAUCUCCCGUCGUCCAACCUCUACGGGUUCGGAGAGCACAACCACCGCCGGUUCCGCCUCGACCUCAACUGGAAGACCUGGGGUAUUUUCACACGUGACGUUGCCCCAGUGGAUGCAUGGAAUUUGUACGGUCAUCAUCCCUUCUACAUGUGUAUUGAGGAUGGUGGAAACGCUCAUGGAGUCUUCCUUAUGAAUAGUAAUGCAAUGGAUAUCGUACUGCAGCCGACGCCAGCCUUAACAUAUCGGACUAUAGGAGGGGUUUUGGACUUCUACGUCUUUACCGGUCCAACACCGGAGAACGUCAUCCAACAAUAUGGCGAGGUCAUAGGAAGACCUGUGAUGGUUCCUUAUUGGUCGCUAGGUUUCCAACUGAGUCGAUGGAACUAUGGUAGCCUCGAAAGAGUCAAGGAAGUCUGGUCAUCCAUGAUCGAAGCUGGAAUUCCAUACGAUGUUCAAUAUGGAGAUAUAGACUAUAUGGACGAGAAGAAAGAUUUCACAUAUGACCAGGUCGCCUAUGAUGGUCUUCCAGAGUUUGUAGAUGAAGUUCACGCCCAUGGGCAGAAAUACAUCAUCAUUCUGGAUCACUGUAUCAAGGAAGAAGAAGGAUAUCACGCUUAUGACUCUGGUCUGGAUCCUAAUGUGUUUGUCCUAGACCCACAAGGUAUCGACCCCAUCGUUGGAAGAGUGUGGCCUAAUGAGAGCGUGUAUCCGGACUUUACAAAUCCUGCUGCACAAGGCUGGUGGACAACACUCUGUUCAGAUUUCCAUGACGUCAUCUCGUACGAUGCUCUCUGGAUUGAUAUGAACGAACCUUCCAAUUUCAUCCGGGGUUCGACAGCCGAAGGGGAAUGCCCCGAUAACAGAUGGAACUAUCCUCCUUACCUUCCAAAUCUCUUGAUGGAAGAGGAAAAGAUCUUCACCAAGACGAUUUGCAUGGAUUCCCAGCAUCACACCGGCAAGCAUUAUGACUUACACAGUCUCUAUGGUCACGCAAUGAGUGAAAUGUCUUUCGUGACUCUAGAGACCCUCUUCCCAGAAAAACGGAGCCUGGUCCUGACCCGGUCCUCGUUUGCUGGUACCGGGAAAUAUGCUCAACAUUGGCUAGGAGAUAAUCAGAGUUUCUGGGAGCAGAUUUGGUGGAGUAUUGUAGGCAUGUUUGAGUUCAACAUGUUUGGAUUUCCAUAUAUCGGAGCUGAUAUCUGUGGGUUUUGGUACAAUACUACUGAAGAGAUGUGCUGGAGAUGGAUGCAAAUUGGAGCGUUCUAUCCGUAUUCAAGGAACCACAACGGCGACGGAAUGAUCCCUCAGCACCCUACGGCCUUCAGUACAGAAAUGGCCGACAUGUCACGUGAUAUCUUAUUGCAUCGGUACCGCAUGCUCCCUUACCUCUACACACUAUUCUACCACGCCCACAAAGACAGUUCGACGGUUGUACGACCACUGCUCAAUGAAUUCACCUCUGACCCUUUGACCUAUGACAUAGACAGGCAAUUCCUGUGGGGACCAGCUUUCAUGAUUUCCCCUGUGCUAGAAGAGCAAACAUUUAUCGUCGAAGCAUACUUCCCGGAUGCCAGAUGGUACGACUAUUAUGACGGAACAGAGAUGACCGAGCAGCGAGGCAAAUUGGCACAACUCGAAGCACCCAUGGAGCACCUUAAUCUUCAUGUACGAGGAGGAUAUGUACUCCCAAUCCAACAGCCUUCUAACACCACGGUGUACAGUCGUCUGAAUCCACUAGGUCUCAUUGUCGCAUUAGAUGACGAUCACGGGGCUUUUGGCGACCUGUUCUGGGAUGAUGGCGAGUCACGAGAUUCAUAUGAGAAUGGAGAAUACAGCCUGAUAGAGUUUUCUGUUUCGGAGGGCAUCCUCACAAUGACAGUCCGUGUCGAUGGGUACACAGAUCCCAACUCGCUUUACUUUGCUGAUAUCUCCAUAUAUGGCGCUGACAACUACGUGGAAGGGACUGACGUCAUAAUAACCACCACUGGCGGUGAAUCUCCGAUAGAUGGCGUCGUAUUUGAUGACGCAACAAAUGUACUGACAUUAUCGGGCCUAGAGCUUGACAUGAUGUCGGAAUUUACGAUCAAGUGGGUUUGAUAACAGGAUAUUUCAUCUUCGUAGCUCUACCGCAGACGAUGUUUAACAGGACGAUAAUUUGUAAUAGUUUAUGUUAAAGAAAUAAAAAUCAGUGAGAAGGUGUGACUGUCGAUAAGAAUUUAAUGGAUUGUCUGUUAAGAGCCAGAAGGGCAUUAACUCUGAUACAAAGUAUAUGAAUUAACGUCCUUCUCGCUCCAAAUAGACAGUUUUUCCAGAUCCAACAUUUUCUCUCCAGUUUGUCAAUAAAGGAAUUGUAUGCCCUUCGCAAAAUCUCGAGUUGUAAUUGCUGACUGUUAGAAAAUGACAUAGCCUAUAAGGGCAGAAUCUCAAUUUCUUUGGUUGUUUUUUGUGUGCAUAUGAUGCCUUUUAAGUUUGCUUUUAUCAAAACCAUUCGCGUUGAAUAUAUAUAUUAGAUAAAGUGAAGAAAUACAAAGCACUAUUGGCAAUCUUCGUCAGGUGGUCGUAAUAAUGUAUAUAGCUAAAGAUGUACAGGGUGACCCGUGCAAUAAGGACAUAACACCCGAGAUCUGCAAUUUCAACAAUAUCAUUGAGACUAUGGCAUUGUUUGUUUUUGAUUGGGUAGCAAAUACUUUUAUAACUAGGCAUAUAAUGACACCAACAUCAUCAAGUUUGGGUACGGCGUUUUGAAUCUACUUUUUUACGAGGCAAAUACCGCUUUCAAAAUUGUUACAUCUGAAAUCCCGUAGUUAUGCUAAAAGCAAGAAAUUUG
This is a messenger RNA of Strongylocentrotus purpuratus (purple sea urchin), 3667 nucleotides long. RefSeq names its product sucrase-isomaltase, intestinal. The transcript has 23 exons. Gene Ontology annotation, biological process: carbohydrate metabolic process. Bases 217 to 2937 code for a protein of 906 amino acids. Lineage: Eukaryota; Metazoa; Echinodermata; Echinoidea; Camarodonta; Strongylocentrotidae. Gene Ontology annotation, molecular function: alpha-1,4-glucosidase activity; carbohydrate binding. The record is from RefSeq and is a predicted model, not a curated record.